GUGGAACAGUUGACCGACAUGAAGUUCUGUGCAAUAAUUGUAGUUUACUUAAGCGCCUGCUUUAUUUGGGAGGCAGCUCAGGGCUGCCAGAGCAUAGAUCAACGCUUUAAGUUUCCUAACAGCGAUGUUUACAUUCGUCUGCAUCGCGGCAGUAAGUUACAGUAUGAGCUGAUGAAAGGCAGCAAAUCACUGCAGAGGGUAACCUUGGAUAAUUUUAUAACAAGCAGCAAUCUGGAGGCGACCUCAACGGGCAACUUUAAGCUCAGCGAUGGCACCACUACUAUAGAGUUUAGCCUGAUUAUGGCCACAAAUGGAAUAACGCACUUGCGUGUGUCUCGCAAUCAGGUGCUGAGGGCCACACAACCCAGGGAUUGCUUCGCGCUCGCAACUGGUUACAUACACUGGUAUGGCGGCGCAGAGCAAAAGGAGCACUAUUGGCCCGUUGAGCGCCAAAAAUACACAAACUUUUCAUAUGUGCCUAAGGAGCUAGGGAAUAUGGGUGUAGCUGAGCGCUACUGGCUGAACAGCGAGGGAUUCUUUCUGUAUGUGGAUAAAACUACACCGUUGUUUAUUGAUCAACAUGCAGUAGGUUAUGAGGACCAGAUAUGUAUCAGUGCGCUUAUCUCCUUGCCGUAUGAUCAGCGCCUGGAGACUGCAAAUUUUAGCUACCAGCUGGGCAUUGCCAAGGACGCGAAGGCGGCGCAUAUGUAUGCGGUCAAGACGCUGUUAGGAAAGCCAACCGGUUACCCGGAUGAGCGCAUGGUGCAGUACCCCGUCUGGUCCACUUGGGCACUGUACAAGGCGGAGGUGACCGACGAAGUUGUACGCGACUUUGCCAAGCAAAUCCUUGAUAAUGGCUUUAAAAAUAGUCAACUGGAGAUUGAUGAUGACUGGGAGGACUGCUAUGGGGCACUCACAUUCCGCAAAAAUAAGUUCCCAGAUGCAAAAAAGCUGACCGACGACCUCAAGUUGCUCGGCUUUCGCGUCACACUUUGGAUUCAUCCCUUUAUUAACAACAAUUGCACUACAAUAUACGAAACAGCCAAAAGCUCCGGUUUCCUGGUGCUGGACCAUGAAGGCAGUGCUCACACUCAGUGGUGGAACAGCAAGCCAAACGAUGCCGCCUACCUGGACUUCACAAAGCGCACGGUCCAAGAGUGGUUUACCAAAAGACUAAAGCGACUACAGACAGAGGACGGCAUUGAUAGCUUCAAGUUUGAUGCUGGUGAAAGCAGUUGGGUGCCCAAGGACCCAGUGCUUCAAGGCGAUGCCCACGAAUUGCCAUUACAGAUCACUACAGAUUAUUUGCGCACUGUAGCCACCUUGGGUGAUAUGGUAGAGGUACGCUCUGCUCAAAGUACACAGGAUUUACCCAUUUUUGUGCGAAUUGUUGACAAGGAUUCAGAGUGGGGUUGGAAUAACGGCCUUGUUACACUUAUCACUUCGCUGCUGCAAAUGAAUUUAAAUGGUUAUCCGUUUGUGCUGCCGGACAUGAUUGGAGGCAAUGGUUACAACGAGAGGCCGCCCACCAAAGAGCUCUUCUUGCGCUGGUUGCAGGCUAAUGUCUUCAUGCCUAGCCUGCAAUUCUCAUUUGUACCUUGGAAUUUUGACAAUGAGACCAUUCAGAUUAGCAAGACCUUCACUGAGCUACAUGCAGACUAUACACCAUACAUUAUGAAAUUGUUCAAGCGAUCCACAGAAUCUGGAGAGCCUGUAAAUGCUCCGCUCUGGUGGAUAGCGCCAAAUGAUGCAGUUGCGCAAAUCAUAUACGAUGAAUUCCUAUUGGGCGAUGACAUCAUCGCAGCUCCGGUCGUCGUUGAAGGCGCCACCAAGCGAGAUAUUUAUCUGCCGGUAGGCCAUUGGACGGAUGGAAACACAGCUGACGUCUAUAAGGGACCAAUUUGGCUAAUGGACUAUUCAGCGCCGCUCAACACAUUGCCCUACUUUGUGCGUGUUGGCUUUAAGAUGGAAUGAUUCACCUAUACAAAUUAACAUAAGAACACUGAAUUCCAAUUAAUUGUGAACAUAAAUUUUAAUCACACAAAAUGUAGUGUUAAAAUUAA
Molecule: messenger RNA, 2063 nt
Organism: Drosophila busckii
Lineage: Eukaryota; Metazoa; Arthropoda; Insecta; Diptera; Drosophilidae
Gene: tobi
Product: myogenesis-regulating glycosidase
Exons: 2
Coding region: 19-1974 (651 amino acids)
Biological process (GO): carbohydrate metabolic process
Molecular function (GO): hydrolase activity, hydrolyzing O-glycosyl compounds
Source: RefSeq, a predicted model, not a curated record